AUGGUUGCUAGUUGUAAAGACCAGAGAAAAGCUGUUUCGAUAUGUCUUCAGCGGUCUCCAUGUGUUAUGAUUGAAAGAAACACUCCAAAGAAGUGUUUGGAAGAUCCAGAGCUUUUGAAAGAACUGCCUGAACUUUGUAUUUCGCAAAUGAAAGCAUUUCUAGAGUGCAAAAGAGGAAUAGUGGAUAUGAAGAAGAGAUUCAGAGGUAAUGCCCCUCUUUCUACUGGUAGAUAUGAUCAACAGUAUGAAAAUUUGUCAUCUGGUAAUUUUGACCCCAGAGAUGAGAUGAAGAAACUAGAGUUAUUGGAUAGUAGCAGUAAGACAUGA
Messenger RNA from Eremothecium sinecaudum, 327 nucleotides. It is a transcript of the gene PET191, whose product is annotated as Pet191p. The coding region runs from base 1 to 327 and encodes 108 amino acids. The record is from RefSeq and is a predicted model, not a curated record. The transcript has a single exon. NCBI's taxonomy places the organism in Eukaryota, Fungi, Ascomycota, Saccharomycetes, Saccharomycetales, Saccharomycetaceae. Gene Ontology annotation, biological process: mitochondrial respiratory chain complex IV assembly. Gene Ontology annotation, cellular component: mitochondrion.